AUUCACUUGCAUUGUAUGGACCUACAGAGCUUAAAUAUUCUUCUAAAAAUCUUCAUUGUGUUCUGCAGCAGAAAGUUAUACACAUCUGGGAUGGCAUGAGGGUGAAUAAAUGAUGAGAGCAUCAGCAGUUAGACACUCCUGGACUUAAAGUCUUCAAAAGGAUAAGAACAUAGAAGCCAAGACUCUUGAAAAAUGGAUCAAGAGCUAUGUGUGGUUGUUUUGGGGUCCCAGCCCUUUGAGAAAGCGUCAGUGAUAAACAGUAUUGUAGGAGAUCGAGUCGAGUCUGGCAGAUUCUUCGUGAAGUCUGUGAGGAGAGAUGGUGAAGUGAAUGGAAGAAAGAUCACUCUGAUUAACACUCCCUGCUGGUGGAAGACAUUUGGCUUGCAAGACUCACCAGAAGUGAUCAAACAGGAACUGGUGUGCAGUGUCUUCAAGUGUCCUCCAGGACCUCAUGUUUUUCUGCUGGUUAUUGAUCUCAGUUUGCCUUUUACUCAAGAACACAGAAUCAGCAUUGAGGAACAUCUGAAUCUAUUUGGAGAGAGAAUCUGGUCACACAUCAUAGUGCUCUUUACACAAACUGUUUCACUGAAAGACGAAUCCAUUGAGCAGCACUUACAGAGUCAAGGAGAAGAUCUGCAGCAGAUCAUACAGAGAUGUGGAGGAAGAUAUCAUGUUUUUGAUAUUGAAAAUAAAGGAAAUGGAGUUGAAGAACUGCUUGUGAAGAUUGAUGGUGUUGUGGCAGUAAACAAUGGCAAACACUUUGCAACUCAUGAGGACAUGCUACUCGAGAUUCAGAGAAAGAGAGACGAAAACCAAGAGAAAGCAAAAGCUAGACGAUUAAAGGUUCAGGAGAAAAGAGAUCUGCUGACAGAAAAAGGAGAUGUGUUUCCAUUCCUAAAACUGAGGGCCGUCCUGCUGGGGUGGAUUGUUUCUGGGAAAAGUUUAGCAGGUAACAUCAUCUUCAAUGAUGAAAUAUUUGAGAUAGGAAAAACUAAAAAGUGCACAAGUCAUUCUGGUGAUGUGGAUGGAAGACAAAUAACUGUGAUGGACACGCCAAGCUGUUGGAAGUAUUUCUCAACUAAAUUCAAUCCAGAGUUUGUACGGACUGCAAUCCUGGAGUGUGAAGGUCUAGCAGAACGUGUGAAAUAUCCCAAUGCCAUGAUCUUGACGAUUCCUGCAGACACAUCAUUUAAGAAUGAACAAAAACGGGUCAUUGAAGAGUACAUGGCCAUUUUCGGAGAGGACAUCUGGAGACACACCAUAGUUUUGUUCACAUGGGGCGACAGAUACCCAGACAUCUCAAUCGAGGAACACAUUGAGAGUGAAGGAGAGGCCCUCCAGUGGCUGAUUGAGAAAUGUGGGAACAGAUAUCACGUCUUUGACAACACAGACAUGAAGAAUCGAGCUCAAGUCAUAGAGCUGCUCCAGAAGAUUGAUCAGAUGGUGGCAGAAAACUGUUUGUUCCGUCUCGACACUCAUUGUGAUGCAGAAAUGAAUCUUCAUGAGACCGACACACAACAAGAUCUGGAUUUAGAGGAGGAAAUAAGUCUGGACCCACAGCAUGUGCUGAAAUUACUAAAUGAGGAGUUGAACAACAGAUUUAAGGAGAUAAAAAACAAGACAAAAGAAUUAGGGAAGGAUUUCACUGAACGUCUAGAAUGUGCAAGUCAGAGAAGUUUGCCAACCCCCCCAGAUUUUAGAGAACUGUUGGAGACACAAUGCAUGACCAGAAAACCUCUGCCGGAUGAUAAGCCAGUCAAUGAAAAACUUGCAUAUCAGAUUAAGAGGGAAGGAAACAGAUGGGAAGCCAUUAUAAUGCAGAGAUUCUUGAACAUUUUGAGGAACUCUACAGCAUCAUGUGAUGAGAAUGUGAUCCAAAGAUCAGUACAUGACGUGUGGAAGUGGCUUCAAAGAUGUGAGGAAUACAGCAUAUCUGGAUAUGAAACAAUCUCCAAUCUCAGUGAUCCAGAAGAAGAUCCACAGAAUACAGACACAUCAGAGGAUACAGUGAAACCUCAACAAAAUCAACAUUAAAUAACAUGAUCAACUGUUCAGUCAGACAGUGAUCAAUACCUGUAAAAAUGUGAAACAUCAAGAACAAUUGAUAUUUUACUUAACUUGUACAUGUGUCAUUAAUCGUUAAUUCAAAUGAUUUUACUUCAUAUUCAUAAUGCUGUACUUCAUGAUUCAAAUGUUAAAUUAAAAGAUCUAAAUGUAAUAAAUGUGUUCUUGAAGGAAAUUUACAUUAUAACUUUGUUGCAAUUUAGUAUAUGUUAUAUUAAUCACAUAUUAUUACACAGCUCUCUGUAAUAUUCCAUUCUAAAUGGUCAAUCUUGCUGGUGUGAUAUCUCUGAAUAACAUCCAGACAAUAGUGGACAGGUGCCAUCGCCAUUUACACCUGCUCAUCAUCUGUGUCUCUUUUGACCACUUGUGUUGGGAUUUCGAGUGGAGGGUCUCUGAUUUAAUGAAUGAAUACUAGUGGCAUUUUCUCAGAGGAGGCAAGGGAAGCAGUGCCUCCUCCAAAAGUUCAGAAGAGAAAAAUA
Messenger RNA from Xyrauchen texanus (razorback sucker), 2543 nucleotides. RefSeq names its product GTPase IMAP family member 8-like. The transcript has 7 exons. The record is from RefSeq and is a predicted model, not a curated record. Gene Ontology annotation, molecular function: GTP binding. The coding region runs from base 193 to 2034 and encodes 613 amino acids. Lineage: Eukaryota; Metazoa; Chordata; Actinopteri; Cypriniformes; Catostomidae.